Monodelphis domestica (gray short-tailed opossum) is the source of this 15631-nucleotide messenger RNA. It is a transcript of the gene EPHA6, whose product is annotated as EPH receptor A6. NCBI's taxonomy places the organism in Eukaryota, Metazoa, Chordata, Mammalia, Didelphimorphia, Didelphidae. Gene Ontology annotation, molecular function: transmembrane-ephrin receptor activity; protein binding; ATP binding. Gene Ontology annotation, biological process: axon guidance; protein phosphorylation; ephrin receptor signaling pathway. Gene Ontology annotation, cellular component: plasma membrane; dendrite. The record is from RefSeq and is a predicted model, not a curated record.
UAGUGGGGUCUAAGGUGCCCGAUUCGAUUCCGUCCACUGUCUUCACCACCGUUUAUUUUUUUUCUCCCAUCAUAUCAUAUUUAAUUAUCGAUUAUCAUUUAUGCGGUUUGUUUCUUGACUUCAGAGGGAGAAGAGAUUUGAAACUGAGCGUGCCCAUAUUUGUGUGGAAACAGGGAGAAGUAUUUGGGGAAGGUAAUCUGUGGUCACUGGGUUUUUAUUAAAAUCCUCUGUCUGAUUUGCACUCCUUUCCAAGAAAAUUCGACAGACCUGCCGGCUUGCCGCCCUGGAAGUUAUCAGCACUCUUAGCUCUUGUAAUCCUAAAACCAAAUCAUCAUGAUAGUGAUGAUCAUGUUAAUAAGCGCUAACGAGCACCUGAGAAGUAACUACAGCCCAGCUGAAGUGGAGGUCUACUUCAGCAACAACAGUCAGCACACCUAUAGCAGGUUUGCCUGAUUUUAUUUUCACAUUCCACCCCCAUUUUUUAAAUCGUUUCUUUGAUUUCAGGAUUGUUGAUGCAAGUAAGAAGCAUAGUGUGUGUGUGUGUGGUGGAACUCGGGGGGGGGGGCGGAGAGAGAGAGAGACAGACAGACAGAGACAGAGAGAGACACACAGAGAGACACAGAGAGAGAGCGAGCUUUUUGCUGUUUUCCCUACAAGUUUUACUUAUCUAGGGAGCUGGAGUGAGCUGUCCAACCUUUCAGAAGACGCCUCUAGAGAAAUUGGCAUGAACCUGAAGGAAGCUGCUCUGCUUGCUGCUCUUACCCACUAAAGAGGAAGAUAUGGGGACUUAAAAUAAAAGAAAGAAAAACACACGCAGCUCUCCGGUACUUCCACCUCCUUUGAAUAAUCCCAAAGGCAAAACAUAAUAAUAAUCUGCGGUGCUGCUGCAGAAUGGGGGGGGGAAAUGCUUUGUGGGCUCAAUGCAUUCUCAGAGAUGAUUAUAAAACGGCCACAGCGGCUGGGGGCUGGUGCAGAAGCUGCUGAGCCCCAGUUAGAGAUGUUGGUGGUGAAAGCCAGGGACUGAGGGAACAGGAGCAUCAUCCCUUCCUGCAACGCCCCGGACACAGAGCCUUGCUGCUGGACCUUCUCCCCCUUUCUCUUUCCCCAGAUCAGCCCGAGGAAACUUCCUGCAGCCUCCACGGCGCCCCUUGAAUUUGAUUGUACAAGUGUCCGGUUCUCGGGGAAGAAGAGCGCGCCGGCCAGAGGAGUCUGCUCCCAGGAUCUCCCUUUUCCAAGUGUGAAACGCUACCUCCUUCCCCACCCCCUUCUCCCUCCUCACCCCACCCCACCCCUGUCUUUCCUCCCCUCCCCCAAACCACAGCCCUGAGCUCGCUCCUGCGCGCGCGCUCUCCCGGGCCGGGUGAAUAUUCCUCCCGUGAGUGGGACAUACGGGUGGAUGCAAUACCACCCUCCUCCUGCCACCAGCAGCUCCCGGGUGGCGGAGGCAGCAUCCUCAGCAGCAGCUUCACCUGCACUUGGGCAGCCUGGACCCUCGUGCCCUGCCCCCGGGGCCUCGCGCGGAAAGCGCCCCCCGUUACCCUCUACUGACAGGGUGGAAGAGGAAGAGGAGGAGGAGGAAGACGAAGACCAAGACCACCACUACACAGAACGCAGUUCUGGGCUGCUCCAUCUCUCCAGAGACUGUGGAAGGGGAUUGGGGAAAAUUAUGGGGAGCUGCAAGGUCCGGGGUUUUCUUUUGCGAUUUGGCCUGUUCUUCCCUCUGUUGACAGCUCUGCCCGCGGACUGCAGUCACGUCUCCAAUAACCAAGUUGUCUUGCUUGAUACUACAACUGUGCUUGGAGAGCUAGGAUGGAAAACAUAUCCAUUAAAUGGGUGGGAUGCCAUCACUGAAAUGGAUGAACAUAAUCGACCCAUUCACACGUACCAGGUAUGCAAUGUAAUGGAACCAAACCAAAACAACUGGCUUCGUACAAACUGGAUAUCACGAGAUGCAGCCCAGAAAAUCUAUGUGGAAAUGAAAUUUACUCUGAGAGAUUGCAACAGCAUUCCCUGGGUCUUAGGAACUUGUAAAGAAACGUUUAAUCUCUUCUACAUGGAAUCUGAUGAGUCCCAUGGAGUUAAAUUCAAGCCAAGCCAAUAUACAAAAAUUGAUACUAUUGCUGCUGAUGAGAGUUUUACACAGAUGGAUUUGGGGGACCGCAUCCUUAAACUCAACACUGAAGUUCGUGAAGUGGGACCAAUAAACAGGAAAGGAUUUUUUCUUGCUUUUCAGGACAUUGGAGCAUGUAUUGCUCUGGUUUCUGUUCGUGUUUUCUACAAAAAGUGCCCUUUCACUGUCCGCAACUUGGCUAUGUUUCCUGAUACCAUUCCAAGAGUUGAUUCUUCCUCUUUGGUAGAAGUUCGGGGUUCCUGUGUUAAGAGUGCUGAAGAGCGGGAUACUCCAAAACUAUAUUGUGGAGCUGAUGGAGAUUGGCUAGUACCUCUGGGACGAUGUAUCUGCAGUGUAGGAUAUGAGGAAGUAGAUGGUUCCUGCCAUGCUUGCAGACCAGGAUUCUAUAAAGCGUUUGCUGGGAACAUAAAAUGUUCUAAGUGUCCUCCACACAGUUUAACCUAUAUGGAAGCAACUUCUGUCUGCCAGUGUGAAAAGGGUUACUUCCGAGCUGAAAAAGACCCACCUUCCAUGGCAUGUACCAGACCACCUUCAGCUCCAAGGAAUGUGAUUUUUAACAUUAAUGAAACAGCUCUUAUUUUGGAGUGGAGUCCACCAAGUGACACAGGAGGAAGGAAGGAUCUCACCUAUAGUGUUAUCUGUAAGAAGUGUGGAUUAGAUGCAAAUCAGUGUGAGGUCUGUGGAGGAGGUAUCCGCUUCAUCCCAAGACAUACUGGUCUUACCAAUUCCUCUGUGAUUGUGGUUGACUUUGUGUCUCAUGUGAAUUACACCUUUGAAAUAGAAGCCAUGAAUGGUGUUUCUGAAUUGAGCUUUUCUCCAAAGCCAUUCACAGCCAUCACAGUGACUACAGAUCAAGAUGCACCAUCCCUGAUAGGUAAUGUAAGGAAGGACUGGGCAUCCCAAAAUAGCAUUGCCCUCUCAUGGCAAGCACCUGAGUUUUCCAAUGGAGCCAUUCUGGACUACGAGAUCAAGUACUAUGAGAAAGUCUACCCACGGAUAGCGCCGGCAUUUUGGCACUACCUGAGGGUAGAAGAGCAUGAACAGCUCAGCUAUUCUUCUACAAGGUCCAAGGCUCCGAGCGUUAUCAUCACAGGUCUCAAGCCAGCCACCAAAUACAUAUUUCACAUCCGAGUGAGGACCGCUGCGGGAUACAGUGGCUACAGUCAGAAGUUUGAAUUUGAAACAGGAGAUGAAACUUCGGACAUAGCAGCAGAGCAGGGACAGAUCCUAGUAAUAGCCACUGCGGCCGUGGGUGGAUUCACUCUUCUGGUCAUCCUCACUUUGUUCUUCUUAAUCACUGGAAGGUGCCAGUGGUACAUAAAGGCCAAAAUGAAGUCUGAAGAGAAGAGAAGAAAUCACCUCCAAAACGGGCACUUGCGCUUCCCAGGAAUCAAAACCUACAUUGAUCCAGAUACAUAUGAAGACCCAUCCCUAGCUGUGCAUGAAUUUGCAAAGGAAAUAGAUCCUUCAAGGAUUCGCAUUGAAAGAGUUAUUGGAGCAGGUGAAUUUGGAGAAGUCUGUAGUGGACGUUUGAAAACGCCAGGGAAAAGAGAGAUCCCAGUUGCCAUCAAAACUCUGAAAGGCGGUCACAUGGACAGGCAAAGAAGAGAUUUUCUACGAGAAGCAAGUAUCAUGGGACAAUUUGACCACCCAAACAUCAUCCGCCUGGAAGGAGUUGUCACCAAAAGGUCCUUCCCAUCCAUUGGAGUCGAGGCGUUAUGUCCCAGCUUCUUGAGGACGGGUUUCUUAAAUAAUAUGCCAGCCCCACAUCCAGUUUCAGGGGGAGGAUCUUUGCCCCCCAGGAUACCUACUGGCAGACCAGUCAUGAUUGUGGUUGAAUACAUGGAGAAUGGAUCCCUGGACUCCUUUCUACGGAAACACGAUGGCCACUUCACAGUUAUUCAGUUGGUUGGUAUGCUUCGGGGGAUUGCAUCUGGUAUGAAGUAUCUUUCUGACAUGGGUUACGUACAUCGAGAUCUCGCAGCACGAAAUAUCCUGGUCAACAGCAACUUAGUAUGCAAAGUAUCUGAUUUUGGCCUGUCUCGAGUACUAGAAGAUGAUCCAGAAGCUGCUUAUACAACAACAGGUGGAAAAAUCCCCAUAAGAUGGACAGCCCCAGAAGCUAUUGCCUACAGGAAGUUCUCAUCAGCCAGUGAUGCAUGGAGCUAUGGCAUUGUCAUGUGGGAAGUGAUGUCCUAUGGAGAAAGACCCUACUGGGAAAUGUCCAACCAAGAUGUAAUUCUCUCCAUUGAGGAAGGCUACAGACUCCCCGCUCCAAUGGGUUGCCCAGCAUCUCUCCACCAACUGAUGCUCCACUGCUGGCAGAAAGAGAGGAAUCACCGACCAAAAUUUACUGAUAUUGUCAGCUUCUUAGACAAACUGAUCCGAAAUCCCAGCACCCUUCAUACUCUGGUGGAGGACAUACUUGUAAUGCCAGAUUCACCUGGUGAAGUCUCAGAAUAUCCUUUGUUUGUUUCAGUCAGUGAUUGGCUAGAUUCAAUAAAAAUGGGCCAAUAUCAGAAUAACUUCAUGGCAGCAGGGUUUACGACUUUGGAUUUGAUUUCAAGAAUGAGCAUUGAUGAUAUUAGAAGAAUUGGGGUUGUACUCAUUGGACACCAGAGACGAAUAGUGAGCAGCAUACAGACUUUACGUUUACACAUGAUGCACAUACAGGAGAAGGGAUUUCACGUAUGAAAGUACUAUAGAAACAACAAUGUUUUGUGCCUCAGCAUUUCUAAAAUGGAAGAUAUUCUCUCUCCUUUCUCCCUUCUGAUUCUCCCAACUUCACAAAUGACAGUCUUCUGUUCAGACGAUGAACACAUUUUAUGUUUAUGCUUCCAACUUGGAUUUUUAAUCACACUGCAUAGUUCUUCCUUCAAUUACUUGCCAAUACGCUGGCCCACUGCAGACUGGCACUCCACACUGGUAAAAAAUAAAACUCAGCAUGGAUAUGUAACUGUGUAUAAUCAUAUUUGGGAAAUGGCCAUAGAAAGUAAUAGUCCAUUUGCCCAGGUGUGGCUUUCUAAUUGAUGUACUUAAGAGUUUGGUGGUAGAUGGAAAAAAAAGUAAUUGACUUCUUUUCGUGUUUUGUGAUCAUGUAGUUUCCAAUUGGACAUAAAUAUUUAUUUUGUAGUUAACUAAAUUCAACUGUAUGCGUCAUACCUUAUUUUGUAAUGGUUUAACUGCUGGUAACUAGUACCUGAUCAUGCUAGGAUUCUUUGCAUUAGUGACUAAUAAUUUCAUAUAGUAAAUUCUUGUUAUUUGUAGCUAUUUGGGGGGAGGGGGGAAGGGAGAGAAAAAAAUGUACUUCUAAAUCCUCCGAGGCCCCGAGUUUAACUUCCUUUUUUAAAAUAAGCAUCCAACGCUGCUACAUCAUUUGCUGUUUGUUGUAGUUUGUUACUGUCAUUUUUUACUUUGAUUUUUAAUAAGUACAUUAUGAAAAUCAUCCCUGGAAAAUCUAUGAGCAUAUGGCACUAAUAGCUUCCAUGUAGGUUUGUAGGUUAAGAGAAAGAAGCAGAGGGGAACAUAUAAUUAAAAUAUUGCCUUGGGUUAGAGGCUUGUUUAAGAAAAAAAUCAUUAUCAGAGGAUUGGGGAGUAAUUAUUCUUAAUUCAAAUACCUUGAAUGAGAUAUAAAUAACAUUCUUAAAAUUUAUAAUUAUUUUAUACCAAUACUGAAAUCCGUAAAAAUAGACACAAAUAGCAAGUUGAUUGUCUAUUACUAAUUAAUAUGGCAAGAUUUAGAGUUUUUAUCUUUUAUUCAAAAACGAGUUUACAUGAUCAUGAUCAGCCAUAUUUUCAAAAGCUUACAUGACACAAGUAUGCUUUUCUGCCUAAAAAGAGCAUGUCCAGGGUUACUACAUGAUCGUAUACAAACUAAAUGACUACCUGUGUACUCUGGGAAGGAUAGCAAUAAGGAGAUUACAGCUAGAAUGUGCUAUCCUUUUAAUAUUCUGAUUACUUUUGAACAGGCACCAAAAAAAACAAAAAACUUCUAUUUCUCAAUGACUUAAAGCUCAGUCACCCUACCAAGAUAAUUUCCUCAUUGGACUAAUUCAAGGUUCAAAUAUUCUUUCCUGUGAAACUAGAAAAGUAACUGCGGUAACAAAUAGAAGAAAAUAGAGGAUAUAAAAAACUAAGGCUCCUAACAGGAUUUGUAAAAGAGAGAAGGAAUGAGAAAACACUCCUGGAAUGAAAAACAGUUUUAAAGAUGGUGAUUUAACAAAUCAGUUUUAUUUUACCUCAGAGAAAAUAGUACCCUCACUGCACUCUUAAAUUUCUCCCUAAACUGCAAUUUUUUUAAACCCUUUCUUUCCAUCCUAGAAUCAAUACUGAGUAUUGGUUCCAAGUCAGAAGAACAGUAAGGGCUAGGCAAUGGAGGUUAAGUGACUUGCCCAGGGUCACACAGCUAGGAAGUGUCUGAGGUCACAUUUGAACCCAGGACCUCCCAUCUUUAGGUCUGGCUCUCAAUCCAUCUAGCCACCUAUAUGCCCCCAAACUGCAAUUUCUAGGAAAAAAACAUUCUCACUAGAUGCAGCCCCCAAUUUUUUCAAUGUCAUUCUUUUUCAUUUUAAGACUUUGUUGAUUACACUAUUAGACUAGAUUCCUCAAAAGGAAUUUCUUUUAUUGAUUUUAUCUCCUGUUUUUGCUAACUUCAGCUUAAUUUCGCUUUCUUUACCAAGGGAAUAUGGCCUUUGCAAGGAGUCCUUAAAGAAUCUUUCAAAACAAAAGCAAAACCAGGGCAAUCAAUCAGUUGUGAAGUGUAAGUGUCUGAAAUAGCUCAGCAUCAGUCUAAAGCUUAGGUGUGUAUUCCUGCUGUCAUUUGCAUGUUCAUGCAUCUCUUAUAGACUAGAUACAGGCUGCUGGAUGCAUUUAAACAAACUGGGUACAUUUAGCAGUAAUAUAAUUUCCAUAUUUCCCUUCCUUUAAAUAUAUGUGUAUAUUUAGUAAGGACAAAUGUAAUAAUAAUAUAAGCAAAAUUUAUUAAGCAAAUAUAUUUAUUUUUAUAAAACAAAACAAGAAAAAAAGUUGUCAAAAAGUGGAAACUGAAAGGAAUGAUGGUUUUCAGUAAGACUAUCCUUGUCCAGCAAAUUCUGAAUACUCCAGGUCAGAUAAAUUUCCAUAAAUUGGUUUAAAAAUUCUAUAGGCAGAGAAUGUAGUGCAUGAAAGGUCUUUGUGGAAUACUUUCCUAUUUAAAACUUGGAUCAUCCUUUUCUAGAUCUUGAUGGCUUUUAUUCAUUUUUUAUUAUUAUUAACUCACCUAAAAUAAAUGUGUUAAUCCCUGUAUCUCCCUAGCCCAGCUUUAUAAACUGCAUUUUUAACUUAGCCCAUAGUGAACGCCUUUUAAAACUCUGUUAGAGUGAAAUGGCCAUUUUUUUCCAGAUCUGUAAGUCUCCUUGGCUUCAAUUGUAAAUUUUAGAACAAAGCCAGAGUAGGUCUCAAAUAUGCGCAAAACUAAGCCAUAAUUGUCCACCCUUUCUCCUAACAUACUGAUAAUUGCUCUUCCAGAGAAAUUUGAGAAAUACAUACUUACAGAUUGAAUCUGGAUGUGUUGGAUGCACAGGAAUCCAAACUAUUUAACAUGCACAGGGUAGAAUUUGUUUAUAGAAAGAAAAUGAAUACCCUACAUAAAAAUCAGAAGCAAACCUUGAGAGAGAAACAUGCAUAAUUAAAAUGUACAUAUGCAUUUAAAUUCUUCUUUAUAAUGACUAAUUUACAUUAUUGAGUUUUGCACCUUGACAGACUGUAUAAACCAGCUUUCCUUCUCUACAAAGAUUCAGUGUCUUAAAGUCCACAUUUAGUAGAAAAUAUAAAAAGAGUGAAAAGUUUGGGAAUGAGAUAAGUAAAUAAAUAAGAAAGCAAAUAACAUGUUCAAAUUGUAAGUGGUGAUUAGCAAAAUUGUCGACUUAGGGGGAAAAAAACCGCUUGGACAUUUACUGAAUUCUUUUAUAGUUGCUCUAAGGGGUUACAUAUGUCAUGGACACAUGGUCAAACAGAAUAGAUUUGUCCUAUUUUCUACUGCAUUACCCCUUAAAAUUCAUUAGUGCUUAGUUUCUCAUAGGAUAUUAGCUCUAGGUUGCUAUUAAUUGAAAAUAAAGUAAAUUGAAACGAUAGUUCCAAAAUGAAUUGGGAGCAUUUUCCAGAGUUUUCACUAAAGAGUUCAUUAUGACUUUCUAAUCAAUGUACGAAUCUAAAUGUGAAAGAAAUCAAAACAGGUAGUUAGCUGAAUGAUCAUAAGCAAAUUCUUCCCUGACAACAGAGGAAGCAAAGCAAAAGAAAUAUGUGCACUUCUUUAUGACGUUCCACUUCUUUACCCCUAACUGCAGUCCGUCCUAAGCAGAGAGCACCCAAAUCAUACUCUUCUGUGCAUUUAUGUAGCAUCUAAUAUGAGCUCAGUAGAUGGUAUUAAUAAGUCAAGGAGCAUAGCAUGAAAAAUAAAAAGAGAUUUGCUCCAGUUCCUGUCUCUGGAAAUACUAAAAACUAAGAUUCCUGCGGGAGAUGGGAGUAUUAGGAAUUGCCUAUGCCUUCUGGCUUUCUGACCAAACUUUUCCAUAACUCAAUCAAGGUUGAAUCUCUGAUAUUUGGGGAAGAUAAUUAAAUUAAGAAAUAUUCAACCUAUGAAAAUUAUAAAAUAUCGAGUCAUUAUACUGUGGUCAUUAUUCUGAUAUUGGGAUAAGGGAUGAGUACACAUAUGUGGCAACUCCAUCAGCCCAGAUUUCCUUAGAACCACCAUUUAAAUUUCCAUUUCCCCAAAUAUUCUGUCCUAGUACAAGAACUUUAGCCUCAUGUCUUGGAAAAGGUGCAAUCGCUAACCAUCCCUACUGAGUUCUGUAAGUCAUCUUUCCCAAUUGUUUAAGGAAACCUCAGGUGAAAGAUGGUGAUAUGUUGUUUAAGAGCUGUUAACUACUUCCUGAAAAGUUCCCUUUCACUUGGGUUUCCAUGGCCCUUGGUCAAGGACAAUCAGUCCUUCCUUAUCUCUUGCCCAGCCCAAUCUAAUGAUCCUGGUCAAUUUAGUAAUGACUAUUGACCUGCUGUGUCAGCAUGAAAUAACCUCAUUUGCUUGUUCCCCAUUUAACAAAGGAGAGAUAUUACUAUUCAUCUCCAUAACUAAUAUGGAGGGGUUAAGACAAAAGGGAAAAGGUCUUAGUUUGCCAAUGUCCCCCCCCCCAUCUAUUUUUGAGGUUUCUGAGUAUUUUCUGAGUUUUUAAAAAUGAGUUUUUUGAAAUGAGUUUUUUAAAAUGCUGAGUAUCAGGCAAGUGGGAUGAACUUUUUUUUUUAAGAUAAUGAAAGCUCUCCCUCAGUAUUAAUGAAAUGUACCAUUAUUCUGUUUUCUAGUUUGAAAAUGGAUAAUGGACUUCAAAGUGUAUUUUUGAUAAAUUUCCAUCAAUGUAACAUUAUCUCACAUUUCUCUACAAUGACACAAAAAAGUCACUUGGAAUUUAACUGAAAACCUUCUAUUCCUUUACCCUUCAGGUUGGAAAGAUAACUACUGCUAAGACAGUUUUAUCUGCAGCUUUUGGAUUAUUCUGAUAAAUAUUUAGAAACAUUCCACUGGAGACCAAAAAAAAAAAAAUUAGGCUUUACCUAGCAGAUCAGAUUUGUAAGUAAAUAGAAGAGAAAGAAAGAACUGCCUCCACCUCAUCCUCAUGAGGAUGAUAAAAUGCUAACAAAUAUUUGGUUGGUUUGCAAGUAGGCCCUAAUAAAAGUCUUUAAUCUUCAUUCAACCAUAUUGUAAGUGUUCCUACUGAAACUAGUGUUAUAUGGAACCAAAAUAGAAAGAAAUUUCUUCUCCGUUAUCCAGAGUGGCUAAUAAGAACCCCCAAAUCCACCAGAUAAUCAGUUAAGCUUCAGAUUUCUUAGAGCUGAUCUAAGAGGUUAAAUAAUGAUACACUAUGGCAUUCGUCUUACAAAAUGGCAGACCAGUGAAGACAGAAAGACUAGUAGCUCAGAAUGGAAAAAUCUGUGCAGCAGAAUAGAAAGAGGAAAUAUAGAUUUCAUUGAAAAAAUAAAAGCAUUCAUUAUCUUCUUGAUACUUAAGUAGAAAAGUAUUACUAAUACAAAUCAUGCUACUCAUCAAAAGUCAUCUACUAUGUAUUUGUAUGAUUCAUUUGACACAUGAAGUUUGGCUAGUUUUCCUCCAUGGUUUGUAGCUUCUAAGAAUUUUCUUUUAGAAUUCUAUUUUAUAGAGACCUUGUGAUGAGAUAUGCAGAUAAGUCAAAUAAGUGAUCAAGAAAUAAGUGGAUUAUUCUUUAAAUUAUUAAAAAUAACAAAUAUAACCAAAAUAUUACAAAAUUAUAUCUCAGAUCUCUGCGUUAGAUAACAUUGGAUCUCCAACUCAUUAUAAAAAUUUAUUUUUUUAAUUCAUAUCAAUCAGCACACAUCUUUCUCCCAAAGAAACUGACAUAAGGGAAAUUUAAGACUAUAAGACAUUCUGCACUUAAAAUAUUUAUUUAUGUUGUAUUAAUUUUUAGGAAGAGAUUGAAACAACAAUUGAAUGGAUUAGAGCUGGCUGAAGAUAUUUUCUGUUUGUUUAUUAAGAACUUUGAAAAUAGAUUCCUUUAUUUUAACUAAUUUGAAUUUACAUAACAAAUUGUAUUGGUUUUAAUAGUUACAUAAAUUUUUAUAAGUAAAUCUCUUCACUAUUAUAAAUAACUCAGAUUGAUCUAAAUCUACCUAGGAUGAUGUUGCUUUUCCUACUUGUGAUUAGAGAGGUAGUGUGGUAAAGUGUGCAGGGAGCUGACCAUGGAGAAGGUAUUACCUUGGUUUAAACACUGACUCUUAUUUGUACUAAUUGUGUGACCAUGAAUUACUCAGUGCCAGGAGCAACACUCUUUUGCUACAAAUUACAGAUCAGAUGGACAGCAAGGUGGCUCAGUGAAUAGAGCACUGGUCAUGGAGUCAGGAAAAUUCAUCUUCCUGGUGAUCUUGGGCAAGUAACUUCACCCUAUUUUGCCUCAGUUUCCUCCAAUGUAAAAUAAGCUGAAUAAGGAAAUAGCAAAUCACUCCAAUUUGGUAAGAAAUACCCAAGUGAAGUCAUAAAGAAUUGGACAUAACUACAAAACAACUAAGCAACAAACAUGAGUUACUAGUUUCUAAAUGGAAAAUUUCCUAUAUUGAUGAAAUCACCACUCUAGACACACACACACACACAUACAUAUAUACACAAAUUCACACACUCUUUGCCCUUCCCCUCAAAAAACCACAAUGAUAUUGAGAUUAGAAAUGAAUCAUGAAUCUAGGUUUAUUUUUUUUUAGCUAAAGAUGUUAAUUCUACAUAAUUUCAUAGGAUUUUAGGGCUAGAAGAUACCAUUUAGUCAUUUUACAGGUAAGGAAACUGAGGUCUGGAGAGGAAAGCUAAAUUGCCCAUACACUUCAAAGUUUCUAUUCUAAUGGUGUAGGGAACCUUGCUUAUACCAAGUUCUAUCCUACUUUUAGUGACUGCCAAAAAGAGCUCUAUGCAUGUAUUUUGGGAAUAGUCUAUGCUGUUUUUUUCCAUACUUCUAUUUUAUUGACCACAAUGGACAGAAACCACACUAUAUUCCAUUUCUACCACCUUUGUUUUCUUUUACCUAUAGCUGUAAGUUCCCCUGAGGAUGAGAAUUCCAAUUUAGUCAUUAAUUUCAUGGCAAAAAUUCUGUAACUUUUUUCUUCAAAUGGUCAUUUUUUUUAUUUGACUGCUAUGGUUUUUGAGUUUCUCUAAAAUAGGACAACUUAGUCUUCAGAGGCGUUGCGACAACUAAUUCACACUCAUCUGCUAAUACAAUUUUACAAUAUGUAUCUAUCGUGUGGCUCUUAUGAAGCUAAGCUCUUCCUAUAGCUAACUUGUUUGAUGACCAAAAUGCUUUUAUUCAAGUAAUUUGUUGUCAUAUCCUUCUAAAAGUAUCUUGAAAUGAUAACCAAAUUCAUAGGGAAAACAAAAAUAAUUUGGAUGAGUUUUUAUAUUUUUACAUUUACAUUAGAUGGGUUUUUAGCAUUGAAUGAAAGACGAGGUUUCAAAUGCUUCAAAUGAUCUGUGAUCUCGUGAAUGUGGUACUCCCUCCAGUGAUGCCUGCUCAUCCUGUGCAAUUCUGGUUAUAGUUUUAUAUAAAAUAUGCAAAUGCUGUAAAUUUGUAAUCUAAGUUUUUAUUUGCUUUAAUGAGACUGAACGCACACACGUACUUAGAGCAAAAUCUGGAAUUGUAUUAACAAUCUGUGUGUGUUUUACCUAUGCAAUCUCUCAAUUAGCAAGUUAAUGUGACCAUGUAUAGGGAUAUAUGCUUAAAUUCUAGAUCUCCGAUUUUUAAAAUCCAGAAAGGUUCCCCUUCUAUCGGUGGAUUUCGAAAUGGAAAGAAAUCCAGUGGUGUUAGAAGCUCCUCUUUUUCUGGAACAAUCUACAAUGCCAUAUUACAGGACAGUAUUUACACUCCACGUAUAUUGCACUGAUUAAAACUACCAAUGUUCCUAUUAUUCAGAGUGUCCUAAGAUUGGUAGGUCCACCUCUAGAACCAUAGAUAAUAAAUUCAUGUCAUUCCUUGUGCUUAAGUUCAUUUGUAUGUACAGAACAGGCUAUUUAGAAUUGUGAAUGAAUUUUGUUUUUACUACUAUAUUGUUACUGGUUGUUUUACACUAAGUGUAAUAACCACAUUUUAUGAAAAAUCAAAUAGGAAAUAUGAAAGGAUAACAUUAACAGAAAGGACCUAGAAGACCAAGUGAUAUUUCAAAUGGGGGUGGGGGAGAACAGGGAGGGAAUCAGACAAUUAGAAACACAAAUAACUCUUUGUAUUAUUAAUCAAGAAGUUCUUUACAUGAUAGAAAAAUACUGGUUUAAUGAGAAAAUUACAAUUUAACAUGAAUACUUUAGGCUCUGAUGAUAUACUUUUAAAAUCCAAAUGUAUUAUGAGUGUAGGAAUGUCUAAUAUAAAUAUUUUCAUUAUCAUUAGUUCAAGUAUGUGUUUAUAUAAAAUUAUAAGAAGUAGAUAAUUGCAUAAAAUGCUUUGACCAAAUAUUUCUUAAUUAUAAUUCUUUAUUUUUUUCUCAUUUUAAUUGUCCUUUUACAUAUCACCAUAUUGCAUUUGGCAAACAUCAAUAAUGCAGUUAAUUUUUCAAAGUGAAUGUUCUAAAACUAGUUUAGUUCAGAAAUAGAUAAAUUGAAUUGGAUAGCAUAAUAUUCAUAAAACAGGAAUAACUGUGUUCAAAAGUUACAAAUUACAAAACUGAUAUUAAUUUUUCAUGUUUGCACAAAAUUAAGAAAUAUAUAAGCUAAAUUAGAUCUUCUUAGAGCUUAAAAUUAUACAUCAAUCUCCAAAUUUUUAAUCUUUCAUUUCUAUUUAUGUCAAUAAAAUAUUCCUACUUUAGGCAAUUUCCUACUUUCUUCAGAUGUUUUGAGUGUUAGAGAACCCAAACUAUCUCAUAUUUAUUAAUUUACAUAUUGCUUUUCAUUUUCCUAAUGUAUGUAAAGUCUGUCCUUAGAAUAGAUAUGCUUUGCCCCCUUUUCCUAAGAUUGAAAAAGAAAGAGAAAUACUUUCUUGGGUCAUUUUGUCUAGGAGAGAUCUUUCCUAAGAUGGAAAAUGUGUAUAGCUAAACAACAACAACAACAACAACAAACUUAGAGCUAAAACUGGGUAAACAGAUGUCUCAUAUGUGUAUGAUUAUCAUGAUUUUUCCAAUGACCUACAUAUUCUUCCUAGAGUAUCAACAUAUUCCCUUGUUCCAUUUUAUGGGUUUAGUCUUCCAAAUUUGUUAGAGGGAGUAAAAACCAGACAGGAGACUCAGGACUAAAAUUUUCACUAUUUCUUAUUUUUUAAAAAUAUGGUUUGAUUUUCAAAAGAUAUAAUGCAUAUAAAAUACCUUAACAACAACAACAAAAAAAGAAUUUGUGAUACAAAAGUUAAAUUUUAAAAAGAUUUCUUGAUUAAGAUUUUUUUAAGUAACUCCAGAUUUCUUCUAGACUCCCGAGGCUUCACUGUUUUUUUUUCUUCUAAAGAAUAUAAUUGCCAAUAUAAGAGUUAAUUGUUCUUACUGAACACUAUAGGUAUAGCUAUAGUUUUUUUUUCCUUUUUCUUCUAUAUCUGUACUAAUUUAAAAUGAAAAGACAUGACCAAAUUUUAGGCAUGUAUGUUUAGCCUUUCAACUAUAAUUUUAAAAACUUUAUAAUUUGGAACACAUAUUUGGAAAGUACUGAAAUUUUCAUCUUGAGAUAUGAGAUUGGAGAAAGACAUGUUCUAAUGCUUUUUUUAAAAAAGCAAUAACUUCAUUUUAUCCGUUUUGGGGUCAAAUUAAAAGCAUUCAUGCCUUUCCUUUCUUUAAGAGAACCAUGCAGGCAAUAUGGUGGUUACCCUCAGUGUGUUCCUAUCUGAUAGGAAGAAUGUGAUUUUUCUAGUUGUAUUUGGUACUUUAUCUCAGGAGAGUCUCUAACUCGAUGUGGUGGGCUUUAAAUAUGGAUUUCUAUUCUGUGUAUUUUUUGUGAAAUUAGACUGUGAGUGAAUAAGAUUGCUCUCCAUUGUUUGCUGUUCUAGCAUAGCCAUAAGAUGUAAUAAUGUAUGUGUACAUAUUAAUAUGUAUUUGAUGAGACACUUUAGACAAUAUUUAAACAGCCAUGUCAAAAUUUAAAUGGUAGAUAGCUUCUACGGUUGCAAUAUAAUCAAAAUCAAAGAACUCAUAAGAAACCUUUGGUUAUGGCACAAAUCUUACAAACUUUAUGAAUUGGUUGAAUAUUGAAGAGCACAGUUAUAUAAAGAUACCCAGCAUACACCUUUCUAGGUCUUCUCCUUCAUAGAGCUAUAUUUGACUGCUGCUGAAAAUUGUUUUUUCCACAUAAAAAAAAAAAGUGGUCACACUAAGCAUGUCUCUUUGGGAACUUGUCUUUGAGCUAUGUUCACCAUUAAUUAUGAACAUUUACAAUGCGCCCAUCCAAUUUUGCAACAGGGAAAUAAGACCUCAUAGUUUGGGCAAACCAGGAAUGAAGCUACUUUCCUUCUUGGAUCGCCAUCAGCAUUUAAAGCUUCAGUAUUUGCCUUGCACUCAGGUUCCUAACACAUACUACAUCCCCUUUUCUGGUUAUAAUCACAAUAUGGUAGAGAGAUAAUCAUAAUGAAAAGGUAUUGACAAUUGAACCACCAUCCCCAGGGGAACCUACCUAGCAUCUGCUUCCACAGUGAAGUGGUCCAUACCUGUCUUCAUCCUUUAAAAGCCCACUAUACUAUUAUGAUGCUCCAUGUAAAUUUUCAUGUGCUGGCAUGCCUACAAGUUAAUAGUGUUAUAGAGAAUGCUCAGCUCUCAACACAAGGGAGUUUUUAUGAUGAUCUGCAUCACAUUUGCCAUCUAUUUGCUGAAAGAAUAUGGGGUUUAGCAAAACUACCUGCUGAGCAACAUAAUAAGAUUUUUGUACAAAGUACAAAUUACUAAUUAUUAUUGUAUUUUAUUUUUCUAUGAUUUCCUAAGAGGCAUUAUCAGGUCUUACAGAUGGAGUAAGCCUGUUUAUUAAGAUAUUUAUUAGCGAAUAAAAGUUACAGUUCUGGUGGUUGA